This is a messenger RNA of Oncorhynchus tshawytscha (Chinook salmon), 4094 nucleotides long. RefSeq names its product cyclin-G-associated kinase-like. Lineage: Eukaryota; Metazoa; Chordata; Actinopteri; Salmoniformes; Salmonidae. Gene Ontology annotation, cellular component: cytosol. The record is from RefSeq and is a predicted model, not a curated record. Gene Ontology annotation, molecular function: phosphatidylinositol-3,4,5-trisphosphate 3-phosphatase activity. Gene Ontology annotation, biological process: dephosphorylation.
AAUCUAACGACUCUGACUGACUUGUUUUCGUCCUUCUCUUCACUUGUCAACUGUUUGUUUUUGGUGCUUGGUCGCCCCCAUGAGUCUGUUGAGGCCAGAUUACUGUUUGAGGCCUGCUUACGAUGGCUAUGAAUCUCUGCAGCUGCUGGAGCAGAACGGAGGCUUUGGCAACAACGGCGCACAGCCCCCAGCCCAGAUCCACAACAUCCACAACGCAGGGGUGUACGGUGCAGACCCGGACCAGGGCGGGGGCUUUCUCGACAUCCUGAAGGGAGGAACCGAACGCUUUCUGACCAACAUCAAAGACACCUCCUCUAAAGUCAUCCAGUCUGUGGCCAGUUAUACAAAGGGAGACCUGGAUAUCUCUUACAUCACCUCUAGAAUAGCAGUCAUGUCCUUCCCGGGAGGAGUGGAGUCUGCCAUUAAGAACAACAUGGAGGAUGUGCGUCUCUUCCUGGAUGGCCGUCAUGCAGGACACUACGCCGUCUACAACUUGACCAAGCGCUCUUACAGACCCACCCGCUUCCACAACAGGGUGUCGGAGUGUGGCUGGCAGGCCCGGCGGGCACCUAACCUGAGGAGCCUCUACAGCCUCUGUAAGAACAUGCACCUGUGGCUGAAACAGGACCAGAGGAACAUCGCCGUAGUCCACUGCCUGGACGGGCGGGCGGCCUCGGCCGUGGCGGUGUGCUCCUUCCUGUGUUUCUGCCGCCUCUUCACCACGGCUGAGGCGGCCGUAUACAUGUUCAGUAUGAAGCGCUGUCCCCCGGGGAUCUCCCCUUCCCACAAGAGGUACAUGGAGUACAUGUGUGACAUGAUGGCUGACGAGCCCAUCACCCCGCACAGCAGACCCAUCCUCAUCCGCUCCAUCACCAUGACGCCUGUGCCUCUCUUCAACAAGCAGAAGAGUGGCUGCCGGCCCUUCUGCGAGGUUUACGUGGGAGACGAGCGCGUGGCCACCACCUCUGGGGAGUACGACAAGAUGAAGGACUUUAAGCUGGAGGACGGACGGGCUGAGAUCCCCUUGAACGUGACGGUGCAGGGGGAUGUGCUGGUGGUCAUCUUCCAUGCCCGCUCAACCCUGGGGGGCCGCCUUCAGGCCAAGAUGGCUUCCAUGAAGAUGUUCCAGAUUCAGUUUCACACAGGGUUUGUGCCCCAGAACGCCACCACGGUCAAGUUUGCAAAGUAUGACCUGGACGCCACUGACAUCCAGGAGAAGUACCCGGACCUCUUCCAGGUCCAUCUGGAUAUGGAGGUGGAUCCCUGCGACAGGCCGAGCAACAAGACUCCACCCUGGGACAACUUUGCCACAAAGGGCCUCAACCCAAAGAUCCUUUUCUCCAGCCGGGACGAGCAGCAGGAGAUCCUCACCAAGUUUGGCAAACCAGAGCUUCCCCGACAACCGGGCUCUUUCUCCGGUUCUUUCUACGACACCGCGUCGUCUCCGUUGGAACAGACUCCUGAUAGCUCCACCAUGGAGGCAGAAUCUCACCAGAGCACUGAUACCAACGCCAACAACUUCUUCCAGACUCUGGAUUGGGAUGGUAUGUCUCCUAUGGGAGUGGACAUGGAGCGGACUUCGGACAGCCUGGGAGGCACCAUUGACGACCAGGACGAGCUCAGUGACGCCUCUGUGGACGAGGAGUCCAACUCCGGCCUGGCCGGCGAACCCCCCCUCUCCAGGGAGCCUAGUGAGUCCCUGUUCAACGCUGGGUUCCAGGCUGCCGCCACACCCCAGGAGUCCCCGGGGCCCAGCGACACGGCUGACCUGCUGGGUCUCACCUCCGACCUCAGCUCCACCGCCCCCCCACAACCCUCCACGACAGCAGGCGGCAUGAAGGCCUCGUCUAGUAACAGUGACCUUCUCAACGACCUGUUUGCCCCCACGCCCAGCAGCAACGCUCAGCAGGGCUGCUCCAACAACCUGAUUGGGGACGGAGGUGCCCAAGAGGACCUCUUCUUCAGUAACCCCGCUGCACCGCCAGACUCGGCCACCCCCAAACCAAUAAAUGACCUGUUUGACCUGUUCGGGAUGGGAUCUUCAUCCAAUCAGACCGGACCCGACCUGUUUGGGGACCUGCUGAGCUCCGACACCAACACUAACCCCCCGCCCACCUCCAACUCCAGCCUUUUCAACCUCAACAAGCUGACCAACAAUCCCCCUAAGAUGACUUCGUCCGCAAGCCAACCAGACCUGCUUGGAGGGUGGGACAGCUGGGCAUCGAGUGGGAGCAUGGCCGCCGCCUCCUCCCAUAAGCCAGCCUUCCCAGCUCCUGGAGUGUCUUCCUUCUCCAAAGCAAAGUCUCAGAGCUUUGACCCGUUUGCAGACUUGGGAAAACUGGGUCCUACGCUGUCAGGUUCCUCCAGUGGCAGUUUCUCAGGCCCAGGCUUCAACCCGAAGAGUGGGGCCUCCACCAAGACUGCUGCGCAGUCGUGGCAGCAGACUGGCCGGCCCUCCGCUGGCCAAAGCAAGCCCUGGAUGGCCCCCAGUGCUGCUGCCCCCAAAGCCCAGCCGCCCCAGCCAGCCAAACCCAACUACAACCUUAACUUCAGUGUGAUCGGGGGCCGAGAGGAGAGAGGCGUCAGGGGCCCAGGAUUUGGUCCAAAACCCAAAGUCAAAGAGGACGACUUUGAAGACCUGCUCUCCACUCAGGGUUUUGCCUCCAAGCUAUCAGACAAGAGUGGACCCAGGACCAUCGCAGAGAUGAGGAAACAGGAGCUCUCAAGGAACAUGGACCCCCUCAAACUGCAGAUCCUGGAUUGGAUUGAGGGGAAGGAGCGAAACAUCCGGGCCCUCCUCUCCACACUUCAUACAGUCCUGUGGGAGGGCGAGACGCGCUGGAAGCCCGUAAACAUUGCAGACCUAGUCACUCCAGACCAGGUUAAGAGGUACUACAGGAAAGCUGCGCUGGUGGUGCACCCUGAUAAGGCCGCCGGAAAGCCCUACGAAGAUUACGCUACACUGAUCUUCAUGGAGCUCAACGACGCCUGGUCCGAGUUUGAGAACCAAGGCAGCAAAGCCCUCUUCUAAGACUUACUGGAUGGGGCCCAUAUUGGGUCCUUCAGGGUUGCGGCCCCCCCCACACACACACCUUAGAGAGGUCUGCCAACUCUCCUGCAGUUGAGAAAAAGGCACCUUACUUUAUUUCUCAUCUGCAGUUCAACAUCAUCGGCCAUUUAAAAAAACACUGCCACCACAUGCAAAGGGUGGCAUGGGUGGAAGACUAGUGGUUCAAAAGCGUGGAAGAUGGGAGGGAUGGAUAUGACGACAGAGACAAUCACUGAGAAGACCAGAUGGUCACCAACCAGGCUCCAUCCAUUCGGAAAUGUGGGGACUGUAUGGCCACUGGACCCCGUAGACUUUGUUGCUGUGGACACGGCUCUAUUCCUUUACACUCCUUGGACAGACCUUUCUGCAGCGUUCUCUCUUUCCGAGAGACCAAGAGUUCAUGCUGUUGUUGCUUCUUGACAGAACCAUUCUCCCACUAACAGACUCCUCCUUCCACCACAAGCCCUCUACCGUAAGCGCCUUGCUCUGCGGAUGGCAAAAAAAUUACGCUUGCUCAUAACUGCCCCCCCGGCAACAAAGGAGACAAAUAGAGAAUAUAGGGAUUUCAUCUGGUUGCUUUUUGCCAUGUGGAAUUGUGCAAUAUGUUUGGUCUUUUUUGUUUUCUCUGUCAAUGAUAGUCCUCACUUAAGUGUAAAUAUUUUCUCAAUGAUGUGGUUCUUUCGGUAGUAGAUAGCGAGAUGCCGAAACACACAGAGGUGUGUGUUGUUUAAGGAUGGUAGCUCACCACCUCGCUCUCUCUACCAGUAGAUCAUCAUGCCUUUCUUUUCCAAUGGUCUUGUGUUUAUUCCACUUAUUACACAAAAGGUUUACAGGGAGUUUUCAUUGCAACCCUCCAUUUUGUGUUCCAUAGUUGUUUUCUCUUUACCUUAAAAUGACCUGAAGCUUUUUGUGUAAUUCUUUUUUUUUUUUUUACAUUUUACCUCAUGGACCAAUUUAAAACACCUAUUUUCUUAUUGUUGUGGGGUAUCAUAAGUAUCCAUGACAUUUAAUUGCAGAACUUAAUAAAUAAAAAAUAAUAUAUGAA